AUGGAUCAAGACUUUUGCGAUUUUACCCUAGAAGAUCUAGAUAAUAUCGUAAACUCUCAAAAUCUGCCUGGAGAAGCAAUUUGUCCAUAUUUCCUUCAAGGCCGAUGCAUGUAUGGCAAUAAAUGCUGGUUUAGGCACCCCUCUAAUGAUCAAGAAAUCCCAGGCGAUGCAAAUUGUGCAAUAUGUUUAGAAAAAGUUAAACAAAAUAACAGACAAUUUGGACUUCUAUUGGGAUGUGCACAUAUAUUUUGUUUAAACUGUAUUAGAUCAUGGAGAGGGCAAAUCAAUGUCCCAAAAGAAGUAUCAAGGUCAUGCCCGAUUUGCCGAGUUCCAAGCUUUUAUAUUUUACCUAGUACGGAUUUAGUAAUGAGAUAUGAAGACAAGCUACAUCUUGCUGAAAGCUAUAAGAAGAAACUAUCGUCUAUCCCUUGUCAGCAUUUUAAUUUUGGAGAUGGAGAAUGCCCUUUUGGAGGAUCAUGCUUUUAUGAUCAUAGAUAUCGAAAUGGACAAAAAUGGACACCUGGCCCACCUCAGUUUGCGUGUGACGAAUUCGGAGUAUGGCAAGUAUCAAAAAAGCCCAAAUUAAGCGAAUUUUUGCCUUUCAACUAA
Messenger RNA from Blepharisma stoltei, 609 nucleotides. The record is from the annotation of a GenBank genome assembly. Lineage: Eukaryota; Ciliophora; Heterotrichea; Heterotrichida; Blepharismidae.